CCUGAGGACUGAGUUGACAACCGCCACUCACAACUCACAGACCCACUUGAGAGAGAGAGAGAGAGAGAGAGGGAGGGAAGGGGAGGGGGUGUUUCUUAGGUGUUUUUGGAGAUGGGGAGAAGCCCUUGUUGCGCGAAGGAGGGGUUGAACAGAGGUGCAUGGACUGCUGCAGAAGACCAAAUUCUGACUGACUACAUUAAGGUUUAUGGUGAAGGCAGAUGGAGAAAUCUUCCCAAGAAAGCAGGUCUAAAGAGAUGUGGAAAGAGUUGUAGGCUGCGCUGGUUGAAUUAUCUAAGGCCAGAUAUCAAGAGAGGGAACAUAUCCCAUGAUGAGGAAGAGCUUAUCAUUAGGCUUCACAAGCUCUUGGGGAACAGAUGGUCUCUAAUAGCUGGGAGGCUACCAGGGCGAACAGACAAUGAAAUAAAGAAUUACUGGAACACUAAUCUAGGCAAAAAGGUCCACAAUGACCACUACCGCUCCGCACCUUCAACUCGUAACAAGAACUCAAACCAGUCUGAUCAUGACAACAAGAACCCUAACAUGGUCUCACCACCACCACCACCCAAAACCAACAUGGAGUCCCACCCCAAGACUAAAUCUCAUGAUGUGGUCCGAGCCAAAGCAAUGAGAUGCUCCAAGAUCUUCAUUACCCCUCCACCACAACCUCCACACAAACCUGACCAAACCACCGUGGAACCACCACCGCCACCACCGCCAUUAUUAGCAGAGCUGUCAAGUCUCUGCAAUGGGUUGCUAUCAUCAUUCACUCCCGAAGAUGAUCAUCCGACGGACUUCAUGUUGGAUGUUAACAUGAUGAGGGAUGUUUGCUUGUCGGAUCUUCUGAAUUCCGACCUUGCGGCCGCAGCUGCAGGACUGUACUGCGGUGGCUUCAGUUACAGCAAUGACAACAACAGUACUAAUGAUUCUAAGGAUAUAUUGGAGGAUUGGACUGUCAACAAUGGCUUUCAACCUAAUGUGGGUUCGAACCACCAUGGUUUCUCUUCUAUUCUGGAGUCUGGAGGAGGGGAUUGGCAAUUUGUCUAGCCAAACACGGUCUUAUUUAGAUGAUUGACUUGGUAAUAUAUAUAGAUAUAUAAUCCUACGCAUAUGUUGAUAUUAACUUAAUGAUGAAACUCUAGCAGUAAUCUGAUUAGGAACCUUAAUUGUGGGCAGGCCAUGACUAAUGAGGAUACGAUAUAUUGAGAUGGUGGUAGGCAACUUAAAUAAGAGUCAAUCUUAUAUAGAGAAAAGUUAGGGAUUAUGAAAUUUUUUUUAUGAAAAUGAUCAUGAAAGAAUUAUGAUCUUUGGAUUAUCUUGAUUAGUGUGUGGUGUUUUAUUCUAAGUGUAAUCCAAGGGUCACAAAGCUUUCAUGAUUAUUUUCAUGAAAGAUUUUUCAUGAUACCUAGCAUUAUUGUCUUAUAUAUUAGCUUUUUACAUUUUACUUUUAGGUUGGGGAAUCUUUCCAAGAACAAUAAUAAUAAAAAUUCUGUAUGUAUGCCUGUCAUUUGUAGUAUAUUACAUUAAAGUUUACAGGUCAGUUUGUCGUCAA
This is a messenger RNA of Camellia sinensis, 1549 nucleotides long. Its product is annotated as transcription factor MYB1. The record is from RefSeq and is a predicted model, not a curated record. NCBI's taxonomy places the organism in Eukaryota, Viridiplantae, Streptophyta, Magnoliopsida, Ericales, Theaceae.